CUUGCUGUGACCUCACAAUGACAGAAUCCUCUGCACUAACAGCUCUGGCUGAGGCUGACUCCAGUCCUUACAGUUCAGAAGCUGUUAGCUGGUUGGAGACUAUUGAGAUUCACUCAUCAGUGAGCUACUUGUACUUGGAUAGUGGUGAAUUGGUGAAUCUGAACACACCAUAUCACCGAGGACGCGACCAUGGAGCAGGGCAGGGAGGCCUGCUGCUCCUCUGAGGACUCCUUCAUGCCUGAAUAUAAGAUGCUGAAGACCGUGGGCCAGGGACAAUUUUCGAAGGUCAAGCUGGCCAUCCACGUUCCUACUGUAACCCAUGUGGCUGUAAAAAUGAUCAGAAAUGAGAAGGACUACGCCUCAGUUGUUGCUAGUGAAAUAAACAUCAUGAAAUCUCUCAAACACCCGCACAUAAUCGAAUUGUUCCACGUGUUCCAAUCAAGAGACACCACCUUCUUAGUGAUGGAACACGCAUCACAGGGAGAUCUUUAUCGAUACAUUAUGGAACGGAGGUGCUUACAUGAGAGCGAGGCACGGAGGCUAUUUACCCAGAUUGUCCUUGCAGUUGAGUAUUGCCACAACAACCAGAUUGCCCAUAGAGACAUUAAAGCUGAUAACAUACUGCUUGACUGGAUGGGCAACGCAAAACUUUGCGAUUUUGGCCUUGCAGCAAAAGUGCCCCCAGGGCACCUUCUGACAGAUUACUGUGGUACCCCUCUCUACUGUGCACCAGAACUUUUUGUUGGCGAAGCCUAUGAUGGUUUCAGAGCUGAUAUAUGGAGUUUGGGAGUUCUCCUCUUCCUCAUGGUGGUUGGGCGCUUUCCCUUCUGGGCCAGGUCUCCUGAAGGUCUGAGGCGGCAGAUCCUCAGCUCAAAAUACAGCAUACCUGAGCAUAUUUCCAACGAUAUUUUCAUAGUCAUCAUACGAUUACUGAUGAUCAACCCAGGCAGCAGGCCCAGCAUUGAUCAAAUCAUGAGGUGCUCCAUGAUCACAGACACCCUUGCACGUUUGCCUCCUUCCACACAGAGACUCCCAGGCACCCUGACAACCACCAGCAUUGUCAGCAGCAUGACGGUCAUGGGGUAUAAGUCUGAGGAAAACACUGAUUGUCUCAGAGAACAAAAGGACAACCAGCUGAUGGCCACUUACCUGAUUCUCAAACACGAGUCCUCUGUGGGAGAUAGCUGCCAUCAGCCGGUGAAACCCAGGCAGUCAGGCCUUGUCCUCAACCUGGGAGAUCAUCACACCUUCCCUGUGCCUCUAAGGAGAGCUACUGAGCCUGCUCCCCUGGCCUUCACCAUGUCAUGCAGUCUUCAGGAGACAGAGCAUGAGAACAAUGCCAGGCAGGGUGGCACAAGGCAUAGCAUGCCUGCCACCCUAUGCCACCUGUCAGACAGGCCCCAACCUCCACACCUAGUCUUCCCGAACAGGCCCCGUUCUCUUGACCUUACACGCAGUAGCGUGGUAAUGAGCGAGAGUUCCUCUGAGUCAAAGAUCGGGUCACAUGUCAGCCCCAAUGACAGUGUCUGCCCAUCACUGUUCUUAAUGUUCAAUGAUUCUUGUUCACCAGACGACAAGGAGACCACAUGUAACACAGGCAGUGUUUCUUCCUGGAGUUAUCAAGAGGAACUCUGCAGCUCCAGAGACACAGCUCAGAGUGUAACUUCCAAAGGCCCCUCCUCUGGGGAUACCAGGCAGGGAGACUCCAGGAUACAAGAAGAAAUUAGUGAGGAAAUGACUAUCACACAGGAAGAGGCCAUGAAUGAGGAAGGUACCAUCAUACACGAAACAACCAUACCCCAGGAAGAGGCUCUCACACCAGAAGUGACCAAUACUCAUGAUGAGACCAUCACAGAAGAAACCACCAUGGUCGAUGGAGAGACCAUGGCUCACACUGAGGCCAUCAUAGAGGAAAAGAAUAUAAUGGAGGAGGAGGACAUGCAUCGGGAAGCAAAUGUCUCCCUGGAAGUGAGGAGGACCCAGGCAGGGCAUAAGACUCAGGAUGACAGCAUCACAGAGGAGGAGGCCAUCACCCAAGGCCAGCCUGAGGUUGCCGGCCAGGCUUCCUCCCCAAUCCGGAGGCGCCACAGGUGGAAGGGGUUCAGGAAAACAAUGGUGAACUGCCUCAGACACGUGUGCUUCUGUUUGCCACCUGCCAGGAGAAGCCACGAUGCCUGUCAGAACCUGGCUCCAAAGAAACCGGAUUGUGGAGUCACUCAUAGAACCUGGUGGCGACCGGCCUGCUGCUCCUCUGAGGAUUCCUUCAUGCCUGAUUAUAAGAUGUUGAAGACCGUGGGCCAGGGACAAUUUUCGAAGGUUAAGCUGGCCAUCCACGUUCCUACUGUAACCCAUGUGGCUGUAAAAAUGAUCAGAAAUGAGGAGUACGCCUCAGUUGUUGCUACUGAAAUCAACAUAAUGAAAUCUCUCAAACACCCGAACAUAAUCGAAUUGCUGAACGUGUUCCAAUCAAGAGACACCACCUUCUUAGUGAUGGAGCACGCAUCACAAGGAGAUCUUUUUGGACACAUUAUGCAACAGAGGUGCUUAAUUGAGAGUGAGGCACGGAGGCUAUUUACCCAGAUUCUCCUUGCAGUUCAAUACUGCCACAACAACCAGAUCGUCCAUAGGGACAUUAAGGCCAAUAACAUACUGCUUGACUGUAUGGGAAACGCAAAACUUUGCGAUUUUGGCCUUGCAGCAAAGGUGCCCCCAGGGGACCUGAUGACAGAUUCCUGUGGUACCCCGCUCUACUGUGCUCCAGAAGUGUUCUCAGGUGAAGCCUAUGAUGGUUUCAGAGCUGAUAUAUGGAGUUUGGGAGUUCUCCUCUUCCUCAUGGUGGUUGGGCGCUUUCCCUUCUGUGCCAGGUCUCCUGAAGGUGUCAGAAUACCUCAGCACAUUUCCACCGAUAUUUCCAUAGUCAUCACCCAACUACUGAUGAAGGACCCAGGCGGGAGGGCCAACAUUGAACAAAUCAUGGCGUGCCCCAUGAUCAGGGACACCAUUGCCCUUUUGCCUCCUUCCACACAGAGACUCCCAGGCACCCUGACAACCACCAGCAUUGUCAGCAGCAUGACGGUCAUGGGGUAUAAGUCUGAGGAAAACACUGAUUGUCUCAGAGAACAAAAGGACAACCAGCUGAUGGCCACUUACCUGAUUCUCAAACACGAGUCCUCUGUGGGAGAUAGCUGCCAUCAGCCGGUGAAACCCAGGCAGUCAGGCCUUGUCCUCAACCUGGGAGAUCAUCACACCUUCCCUGUGCCUCUAAGGAGAGCUACUGAGCCUGCUCCCCUGGCCUUCACCAUGUCAUGCAGUCUUCAGGAGACAGAGCAUGAGAACAAUGCCAGGCAGGGUGGCACAAGGCAUAGCAUGCCUGCCACCCUAUGCCACCUGUCAGACAGGCCCCAACCUCCACACCUAGUCUUCCCGAACAGGCCCCGUUCUCUUGACCUUACACGCAGUAGCGUGGUAAUGAGCGAGAGUUCCUCUGAGUCAAAGAUCGGGUCACAUGUCAGCCCCAAUGACAGUGUCUGCCCAUCACUGUUCUUAAUGUUCAAUGAUUCUUGUUCACCAGACGACAAGGAGACCACAUGUAACACAGGCAGUGUUUCUUCCUGGAGUUAUCAAGAGGAACUCUGCAGCUCCAGAGACACAGCUCAGAGUGUAACUUCCAAAGGCCCCUCCUCUGGGGAUACCAGGCAGGGAGACUCCAGGAUACAAGAAGAAAUUAGUGAGGAAAUGACUAUCACACAGGAAGAGGCCAUGAAUGAGGAAGGUACCAUCAUACACGAAACAACCAUACCCCAGGAAGAGGCUCUCACACCAGAAGUGACCAAUACUCAUGAUGAGACCAUCACAGAAGAAACCACCAUGGUCGAUGGAGAGACCAUGGCUCACACUGAGGCCAUCAUAGAGGAAAAGAAUAUAAUGGAGGAGGAGGACAUGCAUCGGGAAGCAAAUGUCUCCCUGGAAGUGAGGAGGACCCAGGCAGGGCAUAAGACUCAGGAUGACAGCAUCACAGAGGAGGAGGCCAUCACCCAAGGCCAGCCUGAGGUUGCCGGCCAGGCUUCCUCCCCAAUCCGGAGGCGCCACAGGUGGAAGGGGUUCAAGAAAACAAUGGUGAACUGCCUCAGACACGUGUGCUUCUGUUUGCCACCUGCCAGGAGAAGCCACGAUGCCUGUCAGAACCUGGCUCCAAAGAAACGGGAUCCUGGAGUCACCCACAGAAUCAGUACUGAAGAUGUCAAGGCCCAGCUCCGUGGCUUAUGAGCCACGGGUUGGGGAUCGGCCUGGCUGAGGUGUGGACAAUCCCGCAGGAGAGCGAGGCCAGACGUCCAGGAGGCAGUGUGUCCACAGGCUCCUCCUGCAGAGGAAGAACAGCUGUCCACACCAGCUGAGCUCUCACCAGGCCGUCAUUCACUUUGAGAACUGGAUGCCGAACUCAACACCGCUUGCCUCAGCGUGAGGGGAUGAUGGGUGUCCUGAACAUGGAAAAACUGAAACUUUCAAGAGGGGCCAGAACCUGCUGUAGGCCAUGCCUAGUGCCAGCCACAGUGUGCUCUCUGCCACUCGGUGGUUGCCUCCAUCUACUUGACUCCUUGCAAUUCCAUGUCUGCUCUCAGCCAGGCUAUGGUUGCUUCCAUUUCUGUCUCAUUUCAAGUUGAUUGUUCUCCCACAGACUGUCCCAAAUUGUCAUGUCUCGACGAACAGGGAAGGCUGUGUGACUGACAUGGAUGGUCUGUCUAUCCCACGUGUCCCUAAAUUGAACCCAGGAAGAAAAGGUUCCUGGAAUCUUCAUUUUGCUGGGACAUCAUCUGUGCUUCCCAGCUUCUCCGUAUCUUGUUCUGAGAGGUUCACAAAAAAUUCUCUGACAUGUCCUCUGAGCAACACUAAGUUCAUUGGAAAGACAUUUUUAACCGAAUCUGAGAAGGAAGGAGUGUCUUCUACUCUGAGGUUGCACGAGCACCCCAGAACCCUAUGCUUUCCUAACCACCAUCUACAGCCCUGGGAAAGGAGAUUCCCCAGGAUCCUGUUCUGGCCUCAGCCACUGGACCAGGAUGAGCUGCUCAGACACCCCUGAGGAAGAAUUCUCAGGGCACUCUAUCAUGCGUGGGAGGAAGAUCUGACUUGCCAUUCUGAUAAUAGUAACAAAACUAUAUUGUUCACCUGCCCCCCAUCCACUGGAAUGUGGAGCCCCUGGCAGGCCGCUCUGUAGGAAAAGAUGACUUGCAGCAGGAUCUUCGUCUUCUUCUCCAACUCCCCAAGCCAGAAUUUCCAGGUCUGAAUCCCUCUGCCCUGUCAAGUAGAAGCAGCUCAGGGCCAGUGUAGGGAGUUCCGGGCUGAGUGUAGCCCAUCACAAAGGACAUGCACAUUUUGAAUAUUUGAAGUCUGAGAUGUGGACACUGGCGCUGGGAGCUGUGUGAAUGAAAGGACAAGCAGGAAUGGCAGCUUGCUGGCCUGGGAUCAGUGAGACCCUCAUGUGAAAAGUUUUCUGUAUGCAGUCCAGGCUGCCAAGGACUGGCGGCCUCCUACCACUGGCCAACUGAGUGUUGGGGCUUCAGGUCAGAACCUAAUUCCAUUGGGUUUUGUGAUUUUGUUUUUAAAUGACGCAUGUAGCUGUGGAUAUCCUUAAAUUUUGAAUCUUUCAAUCUCCAUGUACCAAAUGCAGGGAUUCCAGUAAUUCUCCACCAAGUCUGGUUUAUUUUGUCUUCUGGACAAACCCAGGGUUUCUUGUAUGCUGGGCAAGAGCUGUCCCAACUGAGUCACACCUGUAUCUCAGCCUAUCCGGGGAUUCAGUGUAGCUGAGGAAGAUCUGGAGUUCUGGAUCGCCCCUAUGGAAUUACAGGACUGCACCAUUUACCCUGCAUUUUCUCUUUUACCAUUUCUAGAUGACCUGUCUUUCUACUGAAAGUCUUUUGACGGACUGAAAGAAAGAACUGUGGCCAGACACCACUUUUCUUCUGAAGCUGCCAGGUAUCCUUGAAGCCCCGUUCUGAUCAGCAGCCCUCAGGUUGGGCCAGAAUGGAAGGCAGAAGACUCUCCAGCGCAUGUCCACAGCAGCAGCUGAUGACAGUAGGAAGAUGGAGCCUCAACCCCACUGCUUGAAGACAAAAUAGCUUUCAGAGCUGGGCUGUCCAGAUGUCCCUGAACAAAUUUCACAGACCCACUGCUGCUCCUGGACCUGCACUCCACAAUGGAGAUGACUGGGUUGCAAGUAAAGUCUGUGAAAUCCACACCAGUGUGAGAUUCAGAAGCACAGGAGGGCUGGGACCGUGCCUGUCUGUCCACAAUACAGUGCCUGCUUUCGUUGUGACAUAUGACUUCUUUCCCCAGAAAGCGAGGGAAAAACCAGCAGGCUGGCUGAGGCUUCUUACCCCAGCACUUGAGAUGGAGACAGGUGCUUCAACCUUGCUGGACUUGAGCAAGCCUGUGUCCAAAACACAAGGUGUACAGCAUCUCAGAGUUGACAUUUGAGGGAAUACAUGCGCUACAUACAUAAAGGUUGGAGAAUACAUGUGGAUAUAUACAAGCACACAGAUGCACAAGCACACAACUGUAAACAUAUUACAGCUUGGGGCUAUCAAAAGCCAGUGGAGAUGCCCCUGCACUAGAAGAAGACCACCUCCAUCAACUCUACUAGCACCCCCAUAUCAUUAAGUUAUGUUUGUUAAUUUGGAA
Mesocricetus auratus (golden hamster) is the source of this 6675-nucleotide messenger RNA. RefSeq lists its product as uncharacterized. The transcript is spliced from 11 exons. Gene Ontology annotation, cellular component: cytoplasm. NCBI's taxonomy places the organism in Eukaryota, Metazoa, Chordata, Mammalia, Rodentia, Cricetidae. Gene Ontology annotation, biological process: intracellular signal transduction; microtubule cytoskeleton organization; protein phosphorylation. Bases 190 to 4266 code for a protein of 1358 amino acids. The record is from RefSeq and is a predicted model, not a curated record. Gene Ontology annotation, molecular function: tau-protein kinase activity; ATP binding; protein serine/threonine kinase activity.